CCCCCUACUCCUCAUACCCCUCAAGCUCCUGCUCCUCCCGCUCCUCCUGCGGUCUCUCCUAUGACUCCUCCUGGAGCUCCGUCGAUUCCAGGUAUCAGAGUGACUUCACCAACCCAAGCGCCCUCUACUGGAUCUACUCCGCCACGCUCAAACACCCCAAGCGCAACAGCUCCCGCGGCUCAAGCACCAGUCGUAGAGCCAGCCGUAGUACCAGCUAUUCCAGACUCUCUGUAUCACUUUGACUUUUGGCCCGCCCAACCGUGGGACCAUGAUCCGGACGUCAGCGAAGUUCCACCUAGUGAAAACAUCAGGAAGAAGCACGACGACCAGGGACUCAUGCAGACUGCAAUCGAUAACUUCAUGAAUAGCAAGACACUGAUGGCUGGAGUAGACGAGUCGACCUGGACUGCCGGCAAGUAUCUUGCCAGCGGGUCGUACGGGGCCGCGGGGUUGUGGUGCAGGGUUGACGAGAACAACAACAUCGUACAGGUAAGUGCAGAGGCUUCUCUCAUGAAGAACCACUCAAAACGUGUGUCUGACUUUCUUUCACAGCGUAUGGUCGUCAAGGACUGUCCCCAAACCAGGACGACGUACAGCACUCCCAGGGAGUGGUACGAUCAGCUGCCGAGGGAGAUAGCAUUGCAUCGGCGAAUCGAUAGGAAGAGGAAGCGAGACGAGACGAAUGACAAGGGUUUUACCAAUGUCGUGGAGCACUUUGGGUAUCGUCUGAUGAUGCGUAGGCGGAGAUAUCGCCUGUACCUGAAAUACUACGCAGGCAGUGAUCUUGGUGAGCUUGUCACCGACAGAUUCAAUAUUUGGGGACUUGCUCGCUUGGAAGAUCUGAGGACCUUGUCACUAGAGCAGUUGGAGGACAUGCCCAUAGUCCCGGAAGCCUUGAUCUGGUACGUCAUCAUGAACUGUGCGUCAGGCUACCUCAUCCUGCAGCACGGCACGACAAGUCGCACCGAAACCGACCCGGACUGGAGACCCAUCAUGCACUUGGACCUCAACAUAAGCAACGCCUUCAUUGACCCUCAUCCUGACGGGAAGUCUGCGGAUAUCGUUAUUGCUGACUUGGGCAUGGGCUUCAUUGAGCGCGACGCACCACCCGUUCCAGAAGGUUACGAACCGUUGCGGUCUGACAACCCCUACGAAUGGACAUGGAAUGAAAGGCACUUCUGCCAUCCACCCGAGCACCAGUUCAUGUGGGGUAGUCCACCAACCAAGCUCAGCGAGAAGUCGGACGUGUGGAGGCUCGGCUCGUUGAUCUGGGAGAUGAUAACCAACAGCCGCGACUCGGACCACCCGAUGCGAGAAGACGCCACUUUCCGAGACGACGCGGGCAAUGGAUUUUAUGGGAAGCAGAGUGUGACGCUGGAAUCAAACACGAGGGACCUGGAUGCCGACUCGAUGUUUCCAACGCCAUGGAGGUUCUAUCCGUCCGCGGAAAGGUACAGCCCCGAGUUGAAGCAGCUGGUAAGAGACUGUCUGCACUGGUAUCCUGACUCUCGGAAGACUUUCAGUGAGCUACACGACAUCGCUACGACUGAGAUCUUGAAACACAGCGCGUCGUUCGACCGCGACGUGAAUGCUGAACUCCUGCCAAAAUAUGAUGAUUUCGCGAUUGGCAAGAGACAUAAGAGACGGAGGUAGAUUACUCAACUUUAUAAUGUAGCACUGUGUCAUUACUUGUCUAAUAUUGAGGUCGUGUGAAGAUUUACGGCGAGGCAUGCAGUCUGCCCAGCUUGCGCCUCCCUUUCCGUGAUAUCAGUCUUGUUAUGAAAGUCCGAGAAUUGAAGCGCAGUUUGCUGGGCGGAUAAGCAACCUGUUGUAACCCAGCCGCUGUGCUGCGGAUGCUGUGCAUUGUGGUG
Molecule: messenger RNA, 1871 nt
Organism: Boeremia exigua
Lineage: Eukaryota; Fungi; Ascomycota; Dothideomycetes; Pleosporales; Didymellaceae
Exons: 1
Coding region: 61-1653 (530 amino acids)
Biological process (GO): chromosome segregation; protein phosphorylation
Cellular component (GO): cytoplasm; nucleus; centrosome
Molecular function (GO): ATP binding; protein kinase activity
Source: RefSeq, a predicted model, not a curated record